This is a messenger RNA of Ciona intestinalis (vase tunicate), 1379 nucleotides long. NCBI's taxonomy places the organism in Eukaryota, Metazoa, Chordata, Ascidiacea, Phlebobranchia, Cionidae. The record is from RefSeq and is a predicted model, not a curated record.
GUAUCACAUAGUCAUUCUGGAAACUUUUAUUUGAAUAAGCAAGUUAAAGCAAAACAGAGAAAGACACACACAAAGAAAACGAUCUCUGCAGCUACUGUUCACAACCGCAAGGUGUAUGUAUGUAUAUUGACACGAAUUAAAUUUGGUAACGAAGAGUAUGAAGUUGUGUGCUAUGAUGGGGACACCUGGGAAGUAUUAACAACAAUAUCAUCCAGUUCUCAAAUUCAGCAUAUGGUGGUUUGUGAAUCUAGACAUUUUCAAGGUAAAAACCGGGAAUGUUUGUUUUUCUUUGAAAGACAAGGCAAAACUGACAUUCGGAUAUUUGAUUUUAAAUCAGAGCAACUCAUUUAUAAGAACAGCAGCCCCAUUUGUUUCCGCAUUGGAGCUUCGGUUAUCACCAGUGGCCGUCUCAUAUUAUUACUAGGAGGCUUGCUACCCGAGGAUAACUAUUCAUCAGUUUGCAGUUUUGUUGAUAUCUAUGACAAUGAUGCUACACAUUUUAAGAAACCAUGGAAGAGAGGAAAAAACAUGAAUGUACCUAGAAAGGACUUUGCAGCAGUGAAUUAUAACAAUCGCAUCUAUUGCUUUGGCGGAUUUGAUUCACACAACAUUGCAAUACUCAACGGUGAAUACAUGAACACUGCUGAUGGAGUGUGGACAAUGUUAACAAACAAAAUUCCACUUCCAUUACGUGAUGCUACUGCCUGUUGUGUGGGUGACCACAUUGCAGUAUAUGACAGCUGGAGCAAAGGAAGGAUACGAACAAUGAAUGUUCACACUGAAGAGUGGGAGGUGUGGACAGAGAAUGAAGAUGAGAAUAUGCUUCUACAAGGCAAAGGAUUUCUGUUUACUUCAAGUUGAAUCAAUGAAGAAUUUAAUUGGAACAAUUAUUAUUAUUGUUUUUGGGUAACAACAACGCUUUUUAAUUAACACUCUUCCCCCCACUUCUAUAGCAUGUUUUAAUAAUAGCCUGUUUUUAUAACUGUUGUUUUGCUGUUAAUUCCCUUUCUUGUUUAAAUAAUAUGAUCUUCCUUAUCGUUUCUAAGAGAUAAAGAAAAAUUAUAUAUUUUAUUUUGCGCUUUAUCACAUACGUCCACAAUGGUAAUUGAACCAAGUUUUUAUACUCAUUAGUUUAAGUAGCAGAUGUUUAACCUGUUAAUUUAUGUAUUUUUUCAACUACAAGGUUUUAAUGGAGGUUUACAUUAAUGUGUUUUUAUAUAAUAGGUUCGGGCACAAUGACUUACUUGUUUAAACCUCGUUUUAAAGCUCCCAAGACAAAGAAUAUUUGUACCUGAUUUUAAAGUGUUUGUAAUAUGUACAUAGAAUUGUGAAUUCAUAAUAAUCAAUCCGUUAAAUAAAUUCCUUUAUUAUUCAAAGCA